This is a messenger RNA of Fomitiporia mediterranea MF3/22, 632 nucleotides long. RefSeq lists its product as uncharacterized. Gene Ontology annotation, cellular component: ribosome; mitochondrial small ribosomal subunit. Gene Ontology annotation, biological process: translation. Gene Ontology annotation, molecular function: structural constituent of ribosome; small ribosomal subunit rRNA binding. The record is from RefSeq and is a predicted model, not a curated record. The transcript has 3 exons. The coding region runs from base 1 to 519 and encodes 172 amino acids. NCBI's taxonomy places the organism in Eukaryota, Fungi, Basidiomycota, Agaricomycetes, Hymenochaetales, Hymenochaetaceae.
AUGCCGCUCUAUAAAUUAUAUUGCAUCGCAGCACAUUACCCAGAAUACAAACAUAUAAAAGACUUGGUAAUGUCAAGUGCGAAGAUGUUGCUGGACAAUGGGAGUGUCGUACGGGAGAUUCGGUAUAUUGGUCUGCGGACUCUUCCUCAGCGAAUGAAGCGGCAUAAACAGCAUCAUGAAUUUGGCGAUUACUGGUCAAUGCACUUCGACGCCCCACCCUCCCUCGUCUCACAACUCAACAAGUACAUGCAAACAGACCACCGCGUUGUUCGCUGGACAACGCUCAAACUCGGCGAACGCCUCACAGACGUAGCCUCAAUUCGACAAAACACCAUUACUGACGUUGACCUUGAACCUAAGGACAGUAAUAACCCAUUUGUUAAUGGCAGUAACAUGGGUUUACCAGGGGGUGAUGAGUUGUUGGCUGCAGUGGGAUCUGAUGCGAAGGUCGCGAGCCUGGGAAGGAAUGAUAUGGUCGCGUCGUUGGGUACUGGGAUGUAUGGUCGUCAGCGACUUUGAAGUGGAAGGAAGCAAACGUGUUUGUAGGAUGACGCUUUCAUGAAUUCUCCGAUGAAAUUUGGCUGGUUUGUCCGCUUCUGCCUCGUCAUUUAUUUACGACUCAUGAUUCAACC